Messenger RNA from Habropoda laboriosa, 2244 nucleotides. RefSeq lists its product as uncharacterized. Gene Ontology annotation, cellular component: cyclin-dependent protein kinase holoenzyme complex; cytoplasm; nucleus. Gene Ontology annotation, biological process: mitotic cell cycle phase transition; regulation of cyclin-dependent protein serine/threonine kinase activity. The transcript has 10 exons. Gene Ontology annotation, molecular function: NAD+ poly-ADP-ribosyltransferase activity; cyclin-dependent protein serine/threonine kinase regulator activity. The record is from RefSeq and is a predicted model, not a curated record. Bases 4 to 2244 code for a protein of 746 amino acids. NCBI's taxonomy places the organism in Eukaryota, Metazoa, Arthropoda, Insecta, Hymenoptera, Apidae.
AUAAUGGAUAAUACAAGUAGGAAACAAGAUAUUCACAAAGACAAAGAAAAGGAGAAAGAUAGCCAAAGAAAAAAUUUGGACGACAAAAUUUCUGGAGAGGCAGAAUUAGAUGUACUAUAUACAACUCGAUUAAAUUCCACAAAUCAGGAAGAUAUUGAAAAAAGGAUACAGUCUUUAAAACAUGUGUUGGAGAAUGAUAUAAAAGCAGCUGAUCUGAAAUGGUCCUUAUUUGUAGCAGCAUGUAACACAUAUCGCUAUGAUACUUGUCUGAAACCAUUUCCACCAAUGUACAUAAAUAAUGAAUGCAAGGAUAUUGAAGCUUUGAGAAGAGCUACAGAAGUUAUUCCCCCACUGGCUGUAAUAUUUAAAGCAUUGUCAGAACCAGAUGUAUAUGAGAGGUAUGGGACAGCUAUAAACCUAUUACAUUGGGUUUUAGUACGUCUAAGAGAUCCUUACUUAAAAAGCAUUAAAAAAGAAUGUUAUGACUCAAUAUUGAGAAAAGUACCUUCAGAAAUGUCAGUAGUUGCACCAAAUUUAAUAUUCCAAGUUGCAAGUACAAAACAAUCUACUUCAGAGGACAGAUGGAAAACACUUGCUCAAGGCCAUUCAACUUUUUAUGCUUAUCAUGGUAGUCGAUUAGAAAAUUUUCAUUCCAUUAUACACUAUGGUUUACAACAGAUUAUGUGCAAGAAAUCAUUGUUUGGUAAAGGAAUAUAUCUUACAAGUGAAUUAGGUGUAAGUUUACCUUACAGUCCUAUAGGCUAUGGAUGGGGAGGUAGUGUGCUAGGAAGUGAAAUGAGUUGUAUAGCUUUAUGUGAACUUAUUAAUUCUGCAGAUGUAAAGACUGGAGGUUCAGAAGAUAAUGCUAGGAAUGUAGCAGCAGAUUCUGUAGGUGGAAGGGUUCCAAAUAAAUAUUAUUUGGUAACAAAUAGUGAAUUGGUAAGGGUACGAUAUCUUCUUGUUUACAGUAUUCAAGUUCAAACAACAAGAUGUACUGAUAACAAGGGGUUAUUAGCAUGGUUCAAACAACAUAAAUUAUUAACAUUUAACAUUGUAAAUCAAGAAAAUGUCAAAAAUAUUAAGUCUCCCAUGAAUGGAGUAGUUGGGAAGACUAAGAGAGCUGCUUUGGGUGAAAUAGGUAACAAAGUCAACACACUAAGAGGUGUAGAAUCCAUUGACACAUCUCGUUUGCUACCAAAAGAUAAGAAAAAAGUCAUAGCUCAAAAACAAGCUAUUAAACCAUCAGAGAAGGUGACAGAGAAACCACCUGUGCAGAUAGUUAAACCUGUAAUAAAGUUUACAGUUCCUCAUGAGAAUCACGAGGUGCUAACACUUCCUAAAAAGGAGUUUGAAUCAUUUUCCUCAGACCUUUUGGCAGUUGAGGAUAUUGAUGAAGAAGAUAAAGGAAAUCCUAGUCUAGUUUCUAUUUAUAGCAAUGACAUUUAUGAAUACUUAAGAACCUUAGAAAGUAAGUUUCCUGUUGCAAGAGGAUAUUUACAUGGUCGAGAAGUUACACCAAAAAUGAGGAGUGUACUCAUAGACUGGCUAGUAGAAGUACACCAACAGUUUCAUUUAAUGCAGGAGACAUUGUAUUUGACAGUUGCUAUUAUUGAUAGAUUUUUACAGACUUUCCACUCAAUAGAUAGGAAAAGAUUACAAUUAGUUGGUGUAACAGCUAUGUUUAUUGCUAGCAAGUAUGAAGAAAUGUAUUCUCCAGACAUAAAUGAUUUUGUAUAUAUCACAGAUAAUGCUUAUUCGAAGGUAGAAAUAUUACAAAUGGAAAUGCUUAUUGUGAAAACACUAGAUUAUUCUUUUGGCAGACCAUUACCCUUACAUUUCCUAAGAAGGUAUAGCAAAGCUGGAAAGGCCCUUCCUAUUCAUCACACAAUGGCCAAAUAUUUCCUAGAACAAAGUUUAGUGUAUUAUGAAAUGUGUCACUAUCCACCAAGUCUUAUUGCAGCUGCAGCAAUAUAUUUAGCUUUUAUAAUUAUUGGUAAUGAUGUCGAGGACGAGCAAAAAUUUGUCUGGACAAAUACCUUGGCGCAUUAUAGUACCUAUACCAAGGACGACGUGUUACCCGUGGUGCGAGAGGCAGCAAGAAUUAUAGUUAAUCUGGAUAAGAGCAAGUAUCGAGCCGUGGAGAAGAAAUACGUUCAAUCGAAGUACAUGAAGAUCAGUACCCGACCCGAGCUUAGAUCAUCAAUGAUGAUUGCUAUAGCUACCGCGGAUAAGAAGGCAGUAUAA